UCUGUGGCUUCAGGGCUCGGAGAGAGGGAGGGUGGCAAAGAGAGUGAGUCGGUGCCGCCGCCUGCCCGAGGAGAGAGGAGGGGUCCCGCCUGCCCUGCGCACUUCGCGGGCCGAGAGCGUUAGGCACCCGCGAGCCUCUGAGGCCUCCCGGCCCCUGGGGACCCCGCCCCGCAGCCCGCCGGCCGGCCCGCGGCCUCUCUUCCCUUUGUGAGCGCCCCCUUCCCAGGGGUGGUGGUGGUGGCCGAGGACUGCGCGUGGGCCCGCCCGCCAAGGGGCCGCCGCGGGGGACCGAGAGGGCCUCGGCUGUGUGAGGACGGGAGGCGGCCGAGGCCCGGGACGGUUCCCCCGAGGCGGCGGCGGCGGCUGCGGCGGCAGCUCCCGGCACUUCCCCGCGCCAUCUUAGCUGAGCCCAAGCUCUGAGGGCGCCUCUUCGACCCCGGUCGUCCCCUCGCCCCCCCCACCCCCUUGCCCCUUGUCGCAGAGCUUGGGCUGGGCGGCUCACUGGGGCUCCGGGGUGGGGGGGGCGGCGGUCUGUCGCCGGGCCCCCUCCUCCUCCUCCUCUUCCUCCUCCUCCUCUUCACUCCUUGCCCUCCAGCGUAGCGGCCACCGGAGAGCUGCAGGGGGCUGUGCCUGCCUACCCCGCCCCAGACCUGUCGGCGAAAGGGUGCAUCAGCAGGGAGCUGGAUUGGAAGUGAAGCAGCUGGGACUCAAACCAGCACCCACAUGGGAUGCUGACACUGCAGGUGGAGUUGCAGAACUGACAGAAAGGGGUAGGGGCGAUACAUCGUCCAUCUACUGAUUCCCUCCCCAAAUGGCCACAACAUCUCGUACUGGGCCGGGCUGAAUCCAGGAGCCAAGAACUCCAUCCAGCCAUGUGGGUGGCAGGGACUCAGUAGUUUAUGUCAGCGUGGCUUCAUUCAUACAGAUGAACCAAGGAUUGGGAUAGCAAUAUAAAAUUAGAAUCAGACAGCUGACUGCCCAGCAGGAUGCCAUCAACUAACAGAGCGGGCAGCCUAAAGGACCCGGAAAUUGCAGAGCUGUUUUUCAAAGAAGAUCCAGAGAAGCUCUUCACAGAUCUCAGAGAAAUUGGCCAUGGAAGCUUUGGAGCAGUGUAUUUUGCACGAGAUGUGCGUACCAAUGAAGUGGUGGCUAUCAAGAAAAUGUCUUACAGUGGAAAGCAGUCUACUGAGAAAUGGCAGGACAUUAUUAAAGAAGUCAAGUUUCUACAAAGAAUAAAGCAUCCCAACAGUAUAGAAUACAAAGGCUGCUAUUUACGUGAACACACAGCAUGGCUUGUAAUGGAAUAUUGUUUAGGAUCUGCUUCAGAUUUACUAGAAGUUCACAAAAAGCCAUUACAAGAAGUGGAAAUAGCAGCAAUUACACAUGGUGCUCUACAGGGACUAGCCUAUUUACAUUCUCAUACUAUGAUCCAUAGAGAUAUCAAAGCAGGAAAUAUUCUUCUGACAGAACCAGGCCAAGUGAAACUUGCUGACUUUGGAUCUGCAUCCAUGGCAUCUCCUGCCAAUUCUUUUGUGGGAACGCCUUAUUGGAUGGCCCCAGAGGUAAUUUUAGCCAUGGAUGAAGGGCAGUAUGAUGGCAAAGUAGAUGUAUGGUCUCUUGGAAUAACAUGUAUUGAACUAGCGGAAAGAAAGCCUCCUUUAUUUAAUAUGAAUGCAAUGAGUGCCUUAUAUCACAUAGCCCAAAAUGAAUCCCCUACACUACAAUCUAAUGAAUGGUCUGAUUAUUUUCGCAACUUUGUAGAUUCUUGCCUCCAGAAAAUCCCUCAAGAUCGUCCUACAUCAGAGGAACUUUUAAAGCACAUGUUUGUUCUUCGGGAGCGCCCUGAAACAGUGUUAAUAGAUCUCAUUCAAAGGACAAAGGAUGCAGUAAGAGAACUGGACAAUCUUCAGUAUCGAAAGAUGAAGAAACUCCUUUUCCAGGAGGCACAUAAUGGACCAGCAGUAGAAGCACAGGAAGAAGAAGAGGAACAAGAUCAUGGUGUUGGCCGGACAGGAACAGUGAAUAGUGUUGGAAGUAAUCAGUCUAUUCCUAGUAUGUCCAUCAGUGCCAGCAGCCAAAGCAGUAGUGUUAACAGUCUUCCAGAUGCCUCAGAUGACAAGAGUGAGCUAGACAUGAUGGAAGGAGACCACACAGUGAUGUCUAACAGUUCUGUCAUCCAUUUAAAACCUGAGGAGGAAAAUUACAGAGAAGAAGGAGAUCCUAGAACAAGAGUAUCAGAUCCACAAUCUCCACCCCAAGUAUCUCGUCACAAAUCACACUAUCGUAAUAGAGAACACUUUGCUACCAUACGGACGGCAUCACUGGUUACAAGGCAGAUGCAAGAACAUGAGCAGGACUCUGAGCUUAGAGAACAGAUGUCUGGCUACAAGCGAAUGAGGCGUCAACAUCAAAAGCAACUGAUGACUCUAGAAAAUAAGCUAAAGGCUGAGAUGGAUGAACACCGCCUCAGAUUAGACAAAGACCUUGAAACUCAGCGAAAUAAUUUUGCUGCAGAAAUGGAGAAACUUAUCAAGAAGCACCAGGCUGCCAUGGAAAAAGAGGCUAAAGUGAUGGCCAAUGAAGAGAAGAAAUUUCAGCAACAUAUUCAAGCCCAACAGAAGAAGGAACUGAAUAGCUUUUUGGAGUCCCAGAAAAGAGAAUAUAAACUUCGAAAAGAGCAACUUAAGGAGGAACUGAAUGAAAACCAGAGCACCCCAAAAAAAGAAAAACAGGAGUGGCUUUCCAAACAGAAGGAGAAUAUACAGCAUUUCCAAGCAGAAGAAGAAGCUAACCUUCUUCGACGUCAGAGACAAUAUCUAGAGCUAGAAUGCCGUCGCUUCAAAAGAAGAAUGUUACUUGGGCGUCAUAACUUGGAGCAGGACCUUGUCAGGGAGGAGUUAAAUAAAAGGCAAACUCAGAAGGACUUAGAGCAUGCCAUGCUUCUGCGACAACAUGAAUCCAUGCAAGAACUGGAGUUCCGCCACCUCAACACAAUUCAGAAGAUGCGCUGUGAGUUGAUCAGACUGCAGCAUCAAACUGAACUCACUAACCAGCUGGAAUAUAAUAAACGAAGGGAACGUGAACUAAGGCGAAAGCAUGUCAUGGAAGUUCGACAACAGCCUAAGAGUUUGAAGUCGAAAGAACUCCAAAUAAAGAAGCAGUUUCAGGAUACCUGUAAAAUCCAAACCAGACAGUACAAAGCACUAAGAAAUCACCUGCUGGAGACUACACCAAAGAGUGAGCACAAAGCUGUUCUAAAACGGCUCAAGGAGGAGCAGACCCGGAAGUUAGCCAUCUUGGCUGAGCAGUAUGACCACAGCAUUAAUGAAAUGCUCUCUACACAGGCUCUACGUUUGGAUGAAGCACAGGAAGCAGAGUGCCAGGUUUUGAAGAUGCAGCUGCAGCAGGAACUGGAGCUGUUAAAUGCAUAUCAGAGCAAAAUCAAGAUGCAAGCUGAGGCACAACACGAUCGAGAACUUCGGGAGCUUGAACAAAGGGUCUCGCUCCGCAGGGCACUCUUAGAACAAAAGAUUGAAGAAGAGAUGUUGGCUUUACAGAAUGAACGCACAGAAAGAAUACGAAGCCUGCUGGAGCGUCAAGCCAGAGAAAUUGAAGCUUUUGACUCUGAAAGCAUGAGACUAGGUUUUAGUAACAUGGUUCUUUCUAAUCUCUCCCCUGAGGCAUUCAGCCACAGCUACCCAGGAGCUUCUGGUUGGUCUCACAAUCCUACUGGGGGUCCAGGACCUCAUUGGGGUCAUCCCAUGGGUGGCCCACCACAAGCUUGGGGGCAUCCAAUGCAAGGUGGACCCCAGCCAUGGGGUCACCCCUCGGGGCCAAUGCAAGGGGUACCUCGAGGUAGCAGUAUGGGAGUCCGCAAUAGCCCCCAGGCUCUGAGGCGGACAGCUUCUGGGGGACGGACGGAGCAGGGCAUGAGCAGAAGCACGAGUGUCACUUCACAAAUAUCCAAUGGGUCACAUAUGUCUUACACAUAACUUAAUAAUCGAGAGUGGCAAUUCCGCUGGAGCUGUCUGCCAAAAGAAACUGCCUACAGACAUCAUCACAGCAGCCUCCUCACUUGGGUACUGCAGUGAGGAGCUGAGUGCACAUGGUAUAUUUUAGUCAUUUUUGUAAAACGUUCUGUUUUGUGUUUACUGAUUGGGAUGUCAUAGUAUUUGGCUGCCGGGUUUUGUUUUGGUUUUUAAACUUUCGGGGAAUUUUUGGAAAGGGGAAUUGGUAUUAAACAUAUGAAUGCAUGUGUGUGUGUGUGUUUAUACACGCACUCCUAUACACACACAUCAUGCAUGUGGUGCAAAGAAAUUGGCUACAUAGGGGGUAUUUUCUGAACACUGCAAAAAAUAAAAUGCAGCAAAGUGGAAGUUUGUGAAAAGAUCUAAGCCUUCCUCUUUAUCCCAAAUUCGUAUGAACCACUCACAGCAAGCAGCAUUUGCUGAGUAAGUUAUUAUGGAACACCCUGCAUCCCCUCACCAGUGUAUUUUCUUUAUUAAAUUUAUUUGACUUCUCAGCCUCAUUUGGAGUAACUAAAAGAAAUCCAUAAACACUAAAGGAUUGCAUUGACUUUUUCAGGUGGUAGAAACAACUUAGUUCCUUUUCUGAAUGCUUUGUAGAUUUGUCAGUGAUUUUUGUCCAUUCAGUUGUGCCUUCUUGUGUCACAGUGAAGUGGAAGUGGUUAAGGAGAUGACAAGUUGUGUGGGAAUUGCAUUAACAAACCUGUGAACCUUCAAAGGGGAAGUCCAGAGGGUGAGAGGGGCCUUGGAAAGGUCAUUUGAUGAAUAUGUCUGAUGUCCGAGUGAGGAUAUGAAGCCUGUAUAUCCUGACGUUUUGUUGCUUAAACUGUGAUAUAUCAUCCUAGCAAAGCUCUAGAAUCCCCAAGACCCCAGACAGUUCUUCUGCUUUAUACAAUAACAAAGAUACACAGCCAAUAUACAUUGAAUGCCAGAGGUAUUUGAAUGAUGCCAUAUUUGCAAAACUGCCAUGUAUUGAAAUUCUCGUCACACUACUUCAACAUAAUUUGUUUAUCCCCUUUGGCUUAUGGGAUUUCCUGUUUACAAGUAGAAUAGCCAAUUAUUUAAAUCUUUAGUUGCCAUAGUGAACCAGGAGUCACUGAGCCAAUGACUUUACCAGCUGCUGACUGAUCCUCAUCACCACUGUAAAUUUUUGUCACAUGCGCAGGUCCUCCUUCCCCCCCCCCCCUAGUUGCUAUUUUUGUUGCUGCAGUACUUUACAAACUUCUAGUUCAUUGAGACUUAGUGACUAUUUGGCAUCAUAUUAACAUCACACAAUAGGAAACACCACUUCCAGAAGUCUCAAGCCUCAGUGCUGAAGUACUACUGAAAAGGAACUAGGAAGUUUGGCAAAUUAAAAAAAAGGGGGGAAUGGGUGGUUAUUGUGGUCAGGGAAUCUCUUGACAAAAAGUAACAUUAUUUGGGGAGGGAAGGGCAGCAUAUUUUGUUUUGUUUUACAAUGAAGGAUCAACCCAAUGUUGAAAGCGGGUGUUACUUGGUAUUCUAUUACUUGUAUGGAAAUUGAAUUGGAGUUAGGUGGGAACUGUGAAUAUGACUUAAAGGAAAAGGAUGUCCAUUUCAGUGACAGAUUGGAGUUUCUUACAAGUUCUUGUCCUCUGCCCAGUUGUCUUGAAGGGUCUUUGCUGCUAACACUGGAUCCUGCUUUUCAUAUAGUCAGAGAGCUCCAAGGUAGAACUAAAUCUCUCUCUCUCAAUAAUAUUCUUCAUUUAGACCAAACUAAUGACCAAAUAAUAAUCUAUCACUGUUGAAGUCUUGGUUUUUCUUAACUGAAUUUUAAAUCUCCAGGUAUGUCAGCCCAGUCUCCACAAGUCUGCUCCUUUAAGAGUUUCUGACAUUGAUUUGAAGGUAACUGGAAGAAAUAUUAAUAUUUUAGUGUAAAUAUUUUUAAAACCAAGAUUACAGUGGAAUUUACACACAGUUUUAGAGUGUUCCCUGUAACACUCUGAUUUACUAUCCUGGUGGCCAUCCUUCAGGUGGUCACUGUUAUAUAAACAUGAAUGAAAUGUAAAAGAGAUUUUUUUUUCCUACUAUCUUUUUUGCAUUCAAAGACAAGUUAACAUACAAUGUUUGGAACAAAUUGAGAAAUCUACCUAUUUGGAGUAAAAUAAUUAGAGAGCUUUACAAUUUACUAAAAUGCUCAAAAAGUAUAAUGGAAUUUGAUAUCUUUAAAGUAAUUCUUCAUAUAUCUGGCCCCUCUGUACUACUAGAAAAAUAAAACAGGGAAACAGGUCAGUUUUGUGUGCAAAACUCUUUAAAUCCCAAAUACUACCAGUGAUACAUUUUAAAAUAAAGUUGUGAAUGUAAAUUAGUGAAACUGAAUUACUGAGCCCAUUCAGAGUAAUAUGUAUUUAUAAAAAAGCAUGAUUGAAUCUUGACUCCAAAUGUCUGUCCAGUAGGGCUUUCAUUUAAUUGUGUGGUAACCAGUUUUACAUAUAGGUCAGGACUAUUAAUCCAGAUUUAUACUAUUAAUUUUAAUUCAAAUAUAUAUAUAGUUUGCAAAAAUGAUUCAAAUGAAUUGGUUUGUGUGUGUUUAUAAGAUCUGACUUCUAAGGGAUCUCAUACGUAGUAGGAAUCAUCAGAGAGUAAUGCUUGUAGCAGGAAAAUUUGAAAGGUUUUGAGAUUUCCUAAAGAAAGAGUAAGCACUUUGCUCAGUCAGUGUGCAAAUCUCAACAUUUGAUCAAAUUAACACUACCUCCUUCCCAGUGUUGGUGUUAACUCAUUAUAUGUUUAAGAGAAAUAAAAAUGUGGGAAAUAUGUAUACCAUAUCAUAAGUUAUAAAUGCUAUAUCUGGUAUCCAGAGCCUGACAGUAAAAAGUUUCUUGUGUUUGCUCCCUCUCCCUUUUUUGAGGUUAGCAUUUUAAAAAUGCAAAUCCUCUUAAAUGAAUAAAUUAUCUCUAAUUGGAUUCCCUUCCCUUUGAAUGUGUUUUUUCCUCCUUAUUAAAGUCAGCUCUGAUCCCAAAUUAUAGUAUCUGAUAAUAUUGUCCUUACAUAGAUAAUGUUAGCUGAAAACUGUGUUUAUAUGGUUUUUAUUCAGAGCUUCUAUUCUUUUUAGUAAUUUCUGUACCUAGAGAUGAAUAGUCCUCCAUUUGAAGCUGCACUCACGGAAGCAACAUGCUUCAUAAUCUCAAGUCAAGGAUUUAUUGAUAAAUUGAAGUGUUUAACAUAGUCCUUAUUACUUUUGGCUGCCUAGACAUCAGGUAAAUACCAUUCAGUCCACUAAAGAAACUAUCCUGGAUACUCCCUCCAACUCCAUGAAUUUUUCCUCACCCUCUUUUCAAAAACUGAAAAAUUAUGAGUAUCUUUUUCAGACCAUAAGGCAGACUUUAGUUACUUUCUGCUUCUGUAAGUACUAAAUGUCUAGCAUUUUAAACUUUUAUAGAAUACAUGUGUUGGACACUGGAAUAAUACUAUUUAUUUUCACCUGUGAAAAAUAACUUCAUUGUACUUGAAACACCUCCUUUGCAUUUCUCCAUUUGUGCCAUUCACUAGUGGAAAUAAAUUGUAUUAUACCAUCAUCUACUGGCUUUUUAAAACUGUUUAAUAUGCACAUUUUUGGUAUAGCUAUUAUCAUUUGUAUGUAUAUAUUGUAUAUACAUAUGAGUGUCUAUAUGUGUAUAGAUAGAUGGAUGUAACUCAUACUGUACAUUUCCAUCAGGGCGCUUAAGGUUCUGUUGUUUUUGUUUGGUUUUGUUAUUUCAGUCCUCAGUUAAGGCAAGAAUGCCAGUGCUUCUUACAAAUGAGUACUCUCGGUUGAUAUUUAUGAGAAGGUGAUCAUUAGAUGCAAUCUUUUCCUUUUUAAUCCCCUCUUAAAACUUGUGUGAGUGAAGAGAAAGUUAAGCAGAAUAUGGAACCAUAAUUUGCAAUUUAGUAAAAUAGUGCUGGGGAAGGAGCCAUUUCAUGUUGUGAUUCAAUAAAAGAUAAGUGAUGCAGAGAGAAAUGAACCAUAGCAAGUUAAGAACACUGAUGGUGAUUCCUCUGCAAAGAUGAUUUAAAAACCAAUAAAUCACAACCUUCUAUGUAGUCUCUAUACAUACUUCUUAGUAGUGAUGCCAUUGAUCCUCCUAUUAUUUUAUUCCAUUAAUAUUAAUAAUUAUAUAUUUUGGUGAGGAUCAGAAGAGCAAAGAGAAAUACUGCUAAAGUAUCUAACAUUCUCCUAAACUGUAAAGUCUACAGGAAAUGGCCACUGGGAGAGAAAAAUAUGGUAUUGGUGUGAGGUGCUUUCUCCUUUUAGCUGCCUCCUCUUGCUUGCUAAUAGUAAGUUCUUUGUGCACCUUCUACCCAUUCUGAGCCACUAUUAUUCAAGCAGAGAUUUGGCCCAACACAGCAAUCCUUUCCUUGGAGGCUUAUAUAGUCCUGUGUUUUGUCCCAGCUCACAAUGUGAAGUGUCUUAGUGUGUAGUCAAGUCAGAAAAUAAUGUAUGUAAGGUAUAUAAGUGUGAAUCUUCCUUACUGAUGGAAGAAGAGGAUUUCAUUUUGUAGAUAGAAAAGAGCCUCUCUAAGGAGCAGGGUCAAAACUUGGGCUGUCAUCUUCGAGCUGCUUACCAAAAUACAGAUCGUUAUUGAAGAGACACAAAAUCGGUUUUGUUUUCUCCAUCUAACUUAAGUGUCCCAACCAGGUUGUAGCACUGCCUUUUAAAAGGCAUUUACUCAUUCUUAGUUGUUAAGAACUGGACAUUUCCCACCCUCAGAUUCCUUAUAGAGUGAAGAGUGUUCUGUACACUUAGCAGACUUGCCUCUUGUAUGCAAGGACUACUGAUUGAAGUCUGUUUUGCUGUGUGUGGUUAUGUUGUCUGCACUUUGAUGAAAUCACUACAAAUAGGUCUACAUUGGAAAUGACUUUUAGUUUUAUUAAACACUGUCUGGAAAAAGAAAGUGAAGCUGAGAAAUCUUCCUUUAUUGUGCAUUUGUAUUUUCUACUGAAUUCUGGUAGCCCCUGUAAAGUCAAGUUGACUAAUUUUUUCCUCAUUUUUAUUUAGACUUCAAAAUUUCAUUCACACAAAGGGACAGAACCCAUUUGGCCUAAGAGUAGGCUUCAGAUCAUAAGAAAUUUUAUAAAUUAGUAUGCACCUUAUCUGCCUAUUGUGGGUUUCUUAAACUUGCACUUCCACCCACCCAUAGAUAUCCUUUAGAGAGAAUAAAGGCAGAGAAUUAUUGGGGAGCCAUUUACUAUGUCACCAUCACUGUUUGCCAGCUAUCCAAAUUUUGUGAAGCUUCCAAGAUUUGUGUGUGUGUAUGUGUCUGUUGGAGUGUAUUUUUUAUUUUGUUUUAAAUACAAAGGGUUCUUUAAAAAAAGAAAAGGGUUAAAUUUGCUCUGAAAUGGCAGGAUGCCCACCAAACUUAGAAGUCUGAACAUCUGUAGGUAGUUUGCCAUGAAAAGUGCAAAGUGUGAUGUUAUGAGUGAAUGAAGAAGGGUAUCAGUGCCCAAGGAUUUCCCCCAAAGUACGGGUAAUUCAACCUGCACAGUUUCCUUUCACUCAUAGUUUUUAGCAAUUAUGAGUGAAAAAUCCUGUAAUUAUCUGUAAAUAUGUAGCUAACAAAUUGACUUAGUUUCUGUAUUUUUUUGUUUUUGUACUAAAGUUUAUAGCUCUGUGCCCCUUAGAGAGGAGUUGCUGUCAUUGCCAGUUGUGGUCCUAGCAUCUAAUCCUGAAAUCAUCCUAGGUGACAUUUUUAGAAUUAAUGCCUAAGUGUUGUUACACAGGGAGAAAUGAAGCUUAAUCAUUGGUCAGGUUUGAAGUCUUUUAAAGCGAAAUAAUUUUAUUUAAUAUAAUGAUUACAUGUCCUCAGUCAUGAAUGAGGUAAGGAACCGCCCUCCCCCAGUGGCCAUGUUUACAGAAGUGUGUUUUGUCUGUGAAGUGCAAGUGUUUGAAUGUUGAUGUAAAUUAUGCAAGUGAUAACAUUAUGGUUUGGGACUGUUUAUUGGGCUCUGUAACUGAAUUUUCAAAUGAAAUGAACUAUGCUUAUUGCUGGCACAUUGAUCCCAUUUCUGGAGCAUUUGUCCUGAUUCCAGAGCUACAUAGAUUCCUUUUGCAUUAUCCCCACUUAACCUCCCUUUCUGUGAUAUGCCUUGUAGCCAAGGUACUGAAGACUGGUGACCAUAGCUGAGGGAAAUGCAUUUCGUAAAAAUCCAUAAACCCUCAACUGUAUGCUUUCAGUAUUUGUGUUUAUAUGUUUCUAUGGCAACUCUGAGGUCAGUGGUUUAGAAAUGAGAUACCAAUGUUAAUGAAAAGUGUGUACUCUUUGCUUUUGCAUGGCUUGGCUUAGUAUCCAAGGUAUAUUAGGGCCACUUGAAAGCAUGAAGACCAGUUAUAUGGGAACAGGUUUCUCUCAGUGGCACAUUUUGCUUUUUCUGAGCCCUCAAAGACAUUGCCUAGGCAUGAACAUUACUGUUAUUAUAAAUUGCACAUGGUCAUGGAGUGAAUAAAAAGGGUAUGAUUAAAAAGGAUGUAACUGCCUAACACUUGCAGAUUCUGGCUGGUCUUUGUGGCGAUUUGGCACAUAUUAAAAGACCUAGGGGAUAUUAGAUCCCUUCUAACCCUUUUUCCUUUUUUUGGUCAUAGUCAAGUACAUUUAGUUUAUAAGGAUGUUGGCUGCCCAUGGUGUAUUGCCACACAGCCUUCUCUGGGUGCCCAUUCCAAAUGUACUCUUCUCUUUCCUUGCAUUUCAUAGUAUCAAAGAAACCACCACCCCUUCUUCCUAAUAGCAUUUUAUGAUUCUUAUUCCACAUUCAAUGGGAAUUGUGCCUAUUUAGAGUGCCCCUCUAAUAAAUUACAGAUGUCCCAAAAUAAUCCAAGCCAGAGACAUAAGGUGGGAAAACAUUUCAAAAAAAAGAAAAGUCCACUUGAGGCCAGUAAUUUACCUGACAAGGUAUUUUACCCCAGUAUCUUGACACUUGAGGAAUGAGCCUAUUAAGAGUUACAAGUGGUUUCCUAGAGUAAAACCUAAAUGAGGAGGGAUGUGUGGGGUUUCUAUUAGGAUGUAAGUUUGUUCUUAUUUUACCUUUUCUUUUAUGAUCUUUUCCCGCUAGGUGAAAACAGGUUAAUUCAUCAUCAUCUUUUUUUUUCUUUUUUAGUAUUUUCUAGGGAAAUUUCUACAAAAGCAAUGGUCUGAUGUAAAUAACAUUUUAAAGUAUAGUGCACAUAACUUCCCAGACUGUUCAAAUCGGAUAAUUUGUAAAUGCUUUAGAGUUUUUUAAAUUAACACUUGUGUUGCUAAAUCCUAUUUAUGUAAGUCUGCUAAGAUUUUUAACCCACUUAAAACUUCAAACAAACAUUUAAAUAAUGGAUGGGUUACUAUGAGCAAUUGAGCUUUCAGAACCCCCAUGUUUUAGUUUAUGAAAUGGUGUAAUGCGCAUUAAUGAGGUUGGAGAGACUAUGAGAAAUAUGUAUAGUGUAUAUUUUAAAACAGCUUUGCUUGUAUUGUGAAGAUUUAAAAACAAACUUGAGAUUUUUAACAUAACUAUUAACACAGUUUUAACAUAAGUUAUCCCACUGGGUUUAAGAGCAUCUUGAAUGUAUAAUCCUUUUUGUAACCCAGGUUGGUUUCUGCUUUUACCAGUCAUCCAAACAUAUUAUUUAUGUUUUUAGUUUUAUGUACUCAUUUCCCUUUGUUUUUCUCAAACAGCAUGAUUUUUUUGCACAUGUAGAAAUUUUUAAAAAGAAAAACUAAUACAUCAUUUUCUCUGGAUUUUCUUCACUUCUAUCUUCCCUUCUACUAACCCUUCCUUAAAGGCCAUAUCACUCCAUUUGCAUUAUUUGUGCAAAUGCCAGGGUUGGUUUUUAUUUUUAUUUUUGCUAUUUACCUUUUAAAAAAUGCUUCAGUCGCUUUUUUUAUUUAAAAAAAAAAAAAAAGAAAAAAAGCUGUAACCUUAUCAUUUCUGAGUAGACCAUUGAGAGAUGAAUGCACACCUGAAUAGCCCAGGACCAGCUUUGGUGUCUAAAGGGAAUAUUCUAAGCAAAAGGUUCCUUCCUAGAAGUGGUAUAUAUAUUAUCCACAGUCUAUUUUGGUUAUUCCCACGAGUCAGGGGUCCAGGUAAAAUGAGGGUUAUCAGCUAACUGAUGUUAUCAUUGAGGUUCAUCAAUGAAUUUGUACAUUUCUAGUUCCCUUUGGUGAAGGGAAAAAUGAUGAUUUUGCAAGACCUAGAUUUUGGCUUGGUUUCUUGCCUCCUUUUUUGGCAGCCUUCAUCUUCUCAUCUCCCAAAGCCCUUGAUCCUGUAGGGUUUUCAUGAUGGACGAAGGACCUGUGGUCAUUAAAACUGGGACUGAUUUUUUGGGUGAGAGAGUAUCAUGUUGAAAGUGUGAUGUUCCACCACUUUACCAAUGACUGAUUUUAAAUGUAUGCAGUCCUCUCAAUUUUUGGACCAAACAGAUGCCUACAGUGGAGGCUUAGCAAGGGCUGUGAUGGGGAAGAAGCCUCCCUCCCUGUCCGUGCCAGCUGGCAAAGGCGGCUGUACAGAUGUGCAUUUCCCUUCGGUAGAAAUGGUCCACGGCACUAACUGGUAAGGCUCCUUGUACAGCGUAUUGUCAGUGUUCUUCUGGUUCAGCAUACCUGAUAGUUCAUAUAUAACCUGUAUUAAUUGUAUAGAUUGUGCAUUUAAAGCUGUUACCAAGUUGUCAGAACAUAAGAGCGAAAACAAGGUCAUAUGUAAUAUUUUGUUUGUAAGUAUCCUUUGUAUCAUAGCAAAGGAAAUGUUUAAAAAAAUCAACUGUAAUAAAGUAAUUUUAGUACA
This is a messenger RNA of Oryctolagus cuniculus (rabbit), 12767 nucleotides long. It is a transcript of the gene TAOK1, whose product is annotated as TAO kinase 1. NCBI's taxonomy places the organism in Eukaryota, Metazoa, Chordata, Mammalia, Lagomorpha, Leporidae. Gene Ontology annotation, molecular function: ATP binding; protein serine/threonine kinase activity. The record is from RefSeq and is a predicted model, not a curated record. Gene Ontology annotation, cellular component: cytoplasm. Gene Ontology annotation, biological process: regulation of cytoskeleton organization; protein phosphorylation.